UAUAAGUUACCUUUCCCCGCCACAUUUGCUUUCUUCUUCAUCCUCGUCGCACCUUUUCAUGCGCCUCCUCUCUCUCCCCCGACCCCUCCUCCUCUUUCGACCUUUCUCCACCACCACCCCGACCUCAAACCCUAACCCUAACCCUAAUGCCACCCCCAAAUGGCCCCUGCUCCUCCUCCCCCGCCCCAUCUCCACCAUCGUGCACCUCCACCAGCUCCUCUCCCGCGCCGUCGUCUCCGGCCUCCUCCGACCCCCCCACCUCGCCCUCUGGAACUCCCUCCUCCACUCCCUCACCCGCGGCCCCUCUCCCUCGCUCGCCCUCUCCCUCUUCCUCCUCGUCCGCGCCGUCGGCAUCAGCGCCGACAGCUACACAUUCACCUCCGCACUCAAAGCCUCCUCCCACCUCUCCCUCCUCACAACAGGGGAGGAGAUCCAUGCCUUAAGCAUCAAACUCGGGUUCAAUUCCGACACCUUCGUGCUCAACUCCCUUAUCAACAUGUACUCCGUCUGUGGCUCCCUGGGUGCGGCAAGAAAGGUUUUUGAUUUGGCUAUGGAGAGCUCCCGCGAUGUUGUUUCCUGGAAUAGUAUGAUAUCUGGGUAUUUACAGAGAAAUCUGUGUGACGAAGCUUUGCGGGUUUUUGUUAAAAUGGUUAGAGAGUCAGUUGUGAUGGAUGAGGUCACCCCGGUGAACGCAUUGAUUGCAUGUGGGAGAACUGGGGCGAUCGAUCUCGGUAGGAGGAUUCAUGCGCUGGUCGUGGUGAAUGGGUUUGAGUUGAAUCACUACUUAGGUUCUUCUCUAGUUAGUAUGUACGCAAAGUGUGGGCUCGUUGAGGAUGCUCGUAAUGUGUUUGAUGAAAUGCCUGAUAGGAAUGUGGUAUGUUGGACUUCGAUGAUUGCCGGGCAUGCUCAAUCGGGGAGGUUUAAAGAGGCAGUUGAGCUUUUUAGGGAAAUGCAAAUUAUGGGAGUAAAAGCAGAUGACGCCACUAUUGCUUCUGUCGUUUCUUCGUGUGCCCAAAUGGGCGCUCUUGAUCUAGGAAAGUAUGUCCAUGCUUAUUGUGACAUCCAUGGCAUAGGUAAAGAACUCUCAGUGAAAAAUGCAUUCAUUGACAUGUACUCAAAGUGCGGGGACAUUGAGAGAGCCUAUGAGAUAUUCAAUGGAUUGGCUAAGCGGGAUGUCUUCUCAUGGACAGCGAUGAUAUCAGGCCUGGCCAUGAAUGGGUAUUGCAAAGAUGCAUUGGAUUUCUUCGAACAAAUGGAAACAAAGUGUGAGGUUAGGCCAAAUGAGGUAACUUUUCUGGGUGUCUUAUCUGCUUGUAGCCACGGGGGAUUUGUUGGAAAAGGUUACUAUUACUUUGACCGCAUGAAUAAAGUCUACAAGCUUACUCCUAAAAUAGAGCAUUAUGGGUGUAUGGUCGAUCUUUUGGGCCGUGCAAAGCUUUUGGCUGAGGCAGAUAGAUUUAUCAAGGCAAUGCCGGUCGUUCCUGAUGUGGUUAUUUGGCGAUCACUGCUUUUUGCAUGUAGAACUGUUGGGGAGGUUAAAUUAGCAGAACGCGCAGCAGAGAGAAUUAUGAAUUUGGAGCCGGAUAAAUGCGGAGGGCAUGUUUUACUUUCUAAUGUAUAUGCCACAACCUCAAGGUGGAGUGAAGUGAACAGGGUGAGGAGAGUGAUGAACAAAUGGAGAAUAAACAAACAGCCUGGCUGUUCCUUCAUAGAAGUGAAUGGUUGCUUCAGAUGCUAUACAUAUAUGCAUGCAGAUCAAAAUGUCACUACUGAAAACAAAAUUAUUCCAAUGCUACACAUGCAAGGAAGUGAGAACUGAGAACUUAAUCGACUACAGUCAAGCAGAUGGAACAACACUAGACCUCUUAGAACAACCAAAGAGGUUCUAAAUAAGCGCUAUUACUAGUUAUCCCAAUAUUCACAGGGAUGUUGAUUGGUUGAGAAGACAACUAGGGAAGCGGGCAAAAAAAGAAACAUGGAACAGCUCUCUCCUCCUUUCACACCUGCAAUAGGAGGGGCGGAUAUCUCACGGGAGCCAAAAAA
Messenger RNA from Ananas comosus (pineapple), 2043 nucleotides. RefSeq names its product pentatricopeptide repeat-containing protein At4g14820-like. The coding region runs from base 59 to 1819 and encodes 586 amino acids. Lineage: Eukaryota; Viridiplantae; Streptophyta; Magnoliopsida; Poales; Bromeliaceae. The record is from RefSeq and is a predicted model, not a curated record. The transcript is spliced from 3 exons. Gene Ontology annotation, biological process: RNA modification. Gene Ontology annotation, molecular function: RNA binding; protein binding.